Molecule: messenger RNA, 213 nt
Organism: Wallemia mellicola CBS 633.66
Lineage: Eukaryota; Fungi; Basidiomycota; Wallemiomycetes; Wallemiales; Wallemiaceae
Product: DUF1242-domain-containing protein
Exons: 2
Biological process (GO): protein secretion; intracellular transport
Source: RefSeq, a predicted model, not a curated record
ACAGCUUUAUUCAAUUUUCAAUCGCUAUUACUAGUCAUUAUUCUGUUGAUAUGCACUUGUGCUUAUAUAAGGGCAACAUUCACUGGUUUGAUUGAUAAGAAUAAGACUGGUGUUUUAGGUACAUUCUACAAAUGCGCUAGAAUUGGCGAGAGACUAUCACCCUAUGUUGCAAUAUCUGCUAUCAUAAUGGCUAUUACUUUAUGUACAAUCUAA